AUGAAAUAUAUACUUGCCAUUGAUCAAGGCACUACAAGCACUAGAGUUAUUUUGUUUGAUGAAAAGUGUCAAUCAGUCCACACAGAACAAGAAGAAUUUGAUUCUAUUUUUCCACAUCCAGGUUGGGUUGAACAAGAUCCUGAAAUAAUUUAUACUUGUGUUGUUAAUUUGAUGAAGAGGUGUCUUGUUAAUACUGGCAUUAAUAAACAAGACAUUGCAGCUAUUGGAAUAACUAAUCAAAGAGAGACCACAGUUAUGUGGGAUAAAAGAACUGGAAAGCCUAUUUAUAAUGCAAUAGUCUGGCAAUCCAAACAAUCAGGAAAUGAAACGUCUUAUCUUAUGGAGAAGGGUUAUGGUGAAUUGUUUCAUUCUAAAACUGGAUUAGUACUAAAUCCUUAUUUUAGUGCUAGCAAAAUUAUGUGGAUAUUUAAUCAUGUCGAAUGUGCAAAAGCAUUAGCCAAAGAAGGUGUUUUAUUAUUUGGGACUAUUGAUACUUGGAUUAUCUAUAAUCUGACUGGAGGUCAAAGUCAUUUCACUGACAUAUCAAAUGCAGCACGUACAUUAUUGUUUAAUAUUUACGAAAAGAAAUGGGAUGAUGAAUUAUUAGUAAAAACAGAUAUUCCAAAGUCAAUUCUGCCAGUAGUUAAACAAUCUUCUGAUGAUUUUGGUAUUAUUUCCACUAUUCAAGAAUUUAAUGGAAUUCAUAUUACUGGAGUUGCUGGUGAUCAACAAGCAUCACUUUUUGGACAUGGAAGUCCUAUUGGAGGAUGCAAAUCAACCUAUGGAACUGGGUGUUUCGUUGUAAAAAAUAUUGGGAAUUCAAUUAAAGAAAUACCAAAAGGAUUGUUAGCAACUAUUGGAUGGGAAAUUGAUGGAAAAAUAACAUAUGCUCUUGAGGGUUCAGUUAUGACUGCUGGGGCAGCACUAAAGUGGAUAAGAGAUAUAGGAAUACUAAAAGACUAUAAUGAAAUAUCAAAAAUCGUUCCUUCAAAAAAUGGUGGAGUUUAUUUUGUACCAGCAUUUCAGGGACUUGGCACACCUUAUUGGGAUGAUGACGUUCGUGGUAUAAUUGUUGGAUUAACUAGUGGCACUGGAAAAGGUGAAUUAGUUCGAGCUACUCUAGAAAGUAUUGCUUUACAAUGCGCCCAAGUAAUCGAAAUUAUGGGAAAAAUUAAUGAGAUUAAAGUAGAUGGAGGAGUCUCACGAUCUGAUUGUAUGCUCCAGUUUCAAGCAGAUAUAUGCAAUUGUACUGUUGUUAGAUUGAAAGAAAAAGAAAUUACUGCAAUGGGAGCAGCUAUGUUAGCCGGGUUAUAUAUUCAUUUAUUUAAAGAAGAUGAGUUAGAUUCAAUGAGAGUAAUUGAGCAUAUAUUUAAACCUCAAAUGAGUGAAGAAGAAAGAAAGCAAAUAUUUUCACUUUGGAAUAAAGCAGUAGAAUCAGCACGUUCAUUUGUUCAUUAG
Messenger RNA from Entamoeba dispar SAW760, 1458 nucleotides. RefSeq names its product glycerol kinase, putative. Gene Ontology annotation, biological process: glycerol metabolic process; triglyceride metabolic process; glycerol-3-phosphate biosynthetic process. The record is from RefSeq and is a predicted model, not a curated record. NCBI's taxonomy places the organism in Eukaryota, Evosea, Mastigamoebida, Endamoebidae. Gene Ontology annotation, molecular function: glycerol kinase activity. Gene Ontology annotation, cellular component: mitochondrion. The transcript has a single exon. Bases 1 to 1458 code for a protein of 485 amino acids.